This is a messenger RNA of Lasiosphaeria miniovina, 1653 nucleotides long. RefSeq names its product Bestrophin, RFP-TM, chloride channel-domain-containing protein. The transcript is spliced from 4 exons. Lineage: Eukaryota; Fungi; Ascomycota; Sordariomycetes; Sordariales; Lasiosphaeriaceae. Gene Ontology annotation, molecular function: chloride channel activity. The record is from RefSeq and is a predicted model, not a curated record. Bases 1 to 1653 code for a protein of 550 amino acids.
AUGGCUGCACCUCCACCCACUCCCACCGUCAGGGAGCCGGUCUCGGCCACUCCCCCAAGCGACCCUUCACAAGCCGGCGGCCCUUCCAAUGUCGGCGGCCUGGCACCAGGCGGUCGGUCCCCAGCACCGGGUGGCCUUUCCCCGGGCGCCCGAUCCCCAGGCGGCCUGUUCCCGCCCAGCCCUCGGUCACCUGGCGGCCCUCGGUCGCCCACCGCCAGUCAGCACAACGACCACGAAAACAACCUCAAACGUACAGAAAGCGAAGCCUUGAAGGACAGAUUAAAGGAACUGGCUGCGGCGGCGUCGCCUCGUCCCCCUGCACCGAAUCCUUUUACGAGAAAGAACUCUAUAUCGGGAUUUGACGCCUACUUUGCUGGCCCUCGAGAUAUCCAAAAGCACUCGAAAUGGCCCCUCGUUUUGCAGAUGCACGGCAGCAUUCUGCCAAAGCUGAUCCUGCCUCUCAUUGGCAUUGCUGGCUGGUCGACGUUGUUCACAGCGAUCCACAUGAAAGUAACUCCAAUCGGCAUCAGCAGUCUCUUACUCACUGUCCUCGGUUUCGUGGUCGGUUUAAGCUUGUCAUUCCGCAGUUCCACAGCGUACGAACGUUACGCCGAAGGUCGCCGGUACUGGGCGCAGCUAAUCCUCACAACGCAAAACUUGGGCCGCAUAUACUGGGUUCACGCUAAGGAGCGUGAAGGUGAGCUUGGGAAGAAGGACGUCAUGGCCAAACUCACCGCACUCAACCUCCUUGUUGCCUUCUCGGUUGCUCUCAAGCACAGGCUUCGCUUUGAACCGUACACGUGCUAUGAUGAUAUAAAGAAUCUCGUCGGCCAUCUGGACACGUUCGCCCAGUCUGCGACGGCGGCUGAGCCUGACCAGGUCCAUCAUGCAACUGAGCCAGUUGGAUUGCUGCAUAGUUUGGGCGAGUAUCUCGGCGUCUCAUUCUUGAACAGCAACCCUCGCAAGGCCAUGAAGCGGGCGAAGAGCCCGAUUGGCAACCUGCCCCUUGAGAUUCUGUCGUACCUGGGAAGUUUCACGGAUGAGCUCGUGCUGAACGGCCAGAUGACAGUGGUGAUGCACCAGACUUUAUCCUACAACAACAUUGUCGCCCUGAACGAUGUGCUGACUGGAACGGACCGGGUGCUCAACACACCACUCCCCAUCGCCUACGCCAUCGCGAUUGCGCAGAUUACAUGGGUGUAUAUUCUCCUCUUGCCCUUCCAGCUGCUGCCUCAGCUCGGCUGGAUUACUAUUCCGGGCACUGUUGCAGCGGCCUACGUUAUCCUGGGCAUCUUGUUCAUUGGGCGCGAAAUUGAGAAUCCGUUUGGCCACGACGUAAACGACUUGCCGCUCGAGAUCUACUGUGCCCAGAUUGCUCAGGAGCUGGACAUUAUUGCAAGCCGGCCCAAGCGACAGAACUCGGCUUGGAUCGAAUCAAUCGACAACCGCCUCUUGUGGCCCUUGUCCAACUCGGGCUACAAGGUCUGGGCGCUCCGCGAAGAGGAAAAGAUCCGCGAAGCGGUCGUCCACAAGGUGGAGCAAACCUUUGUCUCGUAUAAGAAGGGAGAGGAAGAAGUGGCGAGCAAGCAUCGUAGGAGGAAGAACGCCAAGUUCGAAAAAAGACACCCAAACGACGUCAUCUCAAAGGUAUAA